AACCGCUCUGAGAUCUCGUCAUCAAGGUUUGAGCAUUAGGCUUUAUAAAUGAAAGAAGGAUGAUAUGAUCAAAUUGUUUUGUAAGUGAAAAUUAAAAAUUAAUAUCAAAUUAAACACACAGAAUAUGUGGAAUAAGUACUGUCAUCAUCUUCUUCUUCUUCUGCUUGUCAUCUCCAUUAAUAUUGCACUGUUAGACACAGUAGGUUGUGUUGAUCCCUCCAGUUUUCCCCCAGAUUUCACUUUCGGCACUUCCUCGUCUUCGUACCAGUAUGAAGGUGCAGCAUAUGAAGGAGGGAAAGGCCUAAGUGUUUGGGACACUUUCACCCAUAAAUUCCCAGAAAAGAUAGCUGAUCGCAGUAAUGGGGAUAUUGCUACUGAUCAAUACCAUCGGUACAAGGAAGAUGUAGCCAUAAUGAAGGAUAUUGGGUUUAAUGCCUACAGAUUUUCCAUCUCUUGGCCCAGAAUCCUACCCUAUGGAAAUCUGAAGGGAGGAGUGAACUCAGAAGGCAUCAACUAUUACAACAAUCUCAUCGAUGAACUCCUAUCCUAUGGAUUGCAGCCCUUUGUGACUUUGUUUCACUGGGACCUUCCCCAAGCUCUUGAAGAUGAAUAUGGUGGUUUCCUGAGCCCCAAAAUUGUGAAGGAUUUUGCAGAUUAUGCAGAACUGUGCUUUAGAGAAUUUGGUGACAGGGUAAAGCAUUGGAUCACUUUAAAUGAGCCAAUGCAAUAUAGCUACAUGGGUUAUGCCAUCGGCGCAUUUCCCCCUGGAAGGUGCUCUAAGUUCCUGGGCCUAAACUGCAGUGCCGGUGACUCUAGCACUGAGCCCUACCUUGUUUCACACUACCAGACCCUUGCUCAUGCUGAAGCAGUCAAAAUCUAUAGAGAGAAGUACCAGGGUCAAAUUGGGGUAGCUCUAAAUUCCCUCUGGUUUAUUCCAACAUCCCAAUCAAAUGCUGACAAAGAUGCAGCAUCUCGGGCCUUAGCUUUCAUGUAUGACUGGUUCAUGGAACCGCUGAACUCUGGAAAUUACCCAGCAGUAAUGGUUAGCAAUGUGGGCGAACGUUUGCCAAAAUUUUCAAAUGGGCAAUCCUUGCUAGUUAAAGGGUCCUUUGAUUUUAUAGGGUUGAAUUAUUACACAACAUAUUAUGUAUCCAGUGCUCCUUGCCAAAGAGAAAAUCAAACUUCGUUGACAGAUGCCUGCAUAAAUGCUACCCCUGAGAGAAAUGGACUUCUCAUUGGUCCAAAGGCUGGUUCCCAAUGGCUCUACAUCUAUCCACCAGGAAUUCAAUAUCUAUUACAAUACAUUAAGGAGAAAUUUAACAAUCCAGUCAUUUACAUAACAGAAAAUGGAGUUGAUGAAAUUAAUGAUGGUAGAAAGUCACUUGAUGAUAAGAUUAGAAUAGAUUAUGUCAGUCAUCACCUUCUCUAUAUCCAAAGGGCCAUGAGGAAUGGGGUGAAGGUUAAGGGCUACUUUAUGUGGUCCUUGCUUGACAAUUUUGAGUGGAUUGAUGGAUACACUGUUCGAUUUGGACUAAUUUUUGUGGAUUUCAAGAAUGGAUUGAAAAGAUAUCAUAAACGAUCAGCUUGGUGGUUCAAAACUUUUCUCCAUCAAUGGAAUGAUCCUCAUCACUACUGAAGGAAAUUGCUGCAAAAGAGAAAUAACUUGAGGGCUCAAUUGCUUGAUCACAGUCUUUUUCAUAAAUUUGUCACUGAAAAUAAAACUAGUGUUGAGUUAACUUUUGUUUGUCAAACAUGAAUGUUAAAUUAAGCUUGCUUUGGGUUUCCAUGGGUCAAAGGACCCAAAAAAAAAUUGAAUUUUAUAUGAUUAUGAGUUUAUCAGUCUAAUGGAUG
Messenger RNA from Prosopis cineraria, 1851 nucleotides. RefSeq names its product beta-glucosidase 24-like. The transcript has 13 exons. Bases 125 to 1636 code for a protein of 503 amino acids. Gene Ontology annotation, biological process: carbohydrate metabolic process. Gene Ontology annotation, molecular function: beta-glucosidase activity. Lineage: Eukaryota; Viridiplantae; Streptophyta; Magnoliopsida; Fabales; Fabaceae. The record is from RefSeq and is a predicted model, not a curated record.